This is a messenger RNA of Brachypodium distachyon (stiff brome), 4914 nucleotides long. RefSeq names its product microtubule-associated protein futsch. Bases 99 to 4574 code for a protein of 1491 amino acids. The record is from RefSeq and is a predicted model, not a curated record. Lineage: Eukaryota; Viridiplantae; Streptophyta; Magnoliopsida; Poales; Poaceae. The transcript is spliced from 7 exons.
ACAUACAAAAUACGCCUCUCCGUCUCUUUCUCUCUCCCUCUCUCUCCAACCUCUCACUCGUGGCGGGCUGGAGGCCGCCGCACCCCAGGUCCCCAGCAAUGGUCCCCUCGCGAUCGUCGCAGUCGCCGCCCCCACAGGCGUGCUCCGCCGGUGAAGUCGCGCACAUAGCCCUGUUCCUGGAUACUGACCUCGGCACCCACCUCGCCCUGAAUGUUUCCCCGGGCUCCACCAUCCGCGGCCUCAAGGCGGAGGUAGCCAUGGAGCACGCCGCCGCCUUCCCCGACCUCGGCCCCGUGGCCGUCAAGUCCUUCGAGGUGCUACGAAAGGGUGCUAGGUAUCACCUCUCUGAUUCCAUGGCAGUGAGGAGUGCGUUCGCUAAAGUCAAGGCUGGGUGCUUUCUGCAUGUCAAGAUGGCAGCAGUGGAGAGAGACACACACUACUGCAGAGAUGGGGAUAGAGGGAAAUCAAGCGAAGGCUGUCUUGGAGUUGAUGUGAACAAACGUGUUAUGGAGUUGCCUUCAACUAAACCAGAAAUUGCAAAUGAAGUGCUUUCUCAAGGGCUGGAAGGUGGUGAAAAUGCUGCAGUGUUGUCUAAUGUUCAUGCACAUGCAGUGCCAAAUGAUGUGCAUCUAUCAUCCUCAUCUCAGCAGAAUACUGAAAGAGAGAAUAACACGACAUUAAGCAUGGCAAGUGAUGUACGUGCAAUUUCUGUUCCUAUUGACAAACCAAAGAACUACAAGCAAGGAAAAAAACUUGGGGAUCAAACUGAAGUGGUUUAUGUUAAUUCCACAUCUGUGGCAAACGUAAAAGAUGAUUCAAUCCAGCUUGAAAAUCCAAUCAUUGCUGGAAAGAAUAAGAAAAGGAAAAAGCGUCACUCAGUCGCCUCCAAAGAUGUUUCUUCUCAAGAAGUGACAAAACCAACAAGUGGAGCAGUGAAGGUUCCAGAAGCCAUAGAUGAAGGUCUGCCACAUGAAAAUGAAGGGCUAAAAGGUGAUGUGACUAAACAUGUUCAGUUGCUGAGUGAUGCUCAGGGGACUAGUGAUCUAGUUGCUGAGCAGGGUAAUAUUGAUCUUGUACAUGAAGGCUAUAAAAAUCCGAUCAUUGGAGACACAUGUAAUUCCAUGUGCAAAGUUGUAGCCGGUGAAGAAAAAUCUGCAGAAGGUACCAAUGAUGGAAAUCAUGAUGAAGGUGCAGCUGACGAAAUCAACAAGGAGAAAGGCAGCAAAAGCAAGAACUUGUUGGAGACAAUAUUUACAGCCAGAAAUAUUUCUCAAGAGAAGAGCUGCAAGGAAUCAAAGAGGGUUAGUCCUAUUGGCAUAGCUUCCAUCGAUACUGCUGAACAAAAAGAUCAGUGUGGGUAUGGUGACAAAGCACCUAAACCAGAUAUAGUUUCUACUCAAGGGGAGAUUGUGAAUGUCCCUUAUGAGCUGCAGAUUGCCAGCAAUGUGCAGCAAGGGGAUUGUAAUGUAAUAGUAGAAAAACCAAAUGGUGAUGGGAAGCAAAAGAAGAAGCGAAGGCGGCGCUCGGAGUCUUCAAAGGAUGAUCCUACUCAAGAUAGGACAAAAUCAUCUGAACUCGUUGCAAAUGCAAGCUCAGUUGAAGACACUAGUGCCCACCCCCUAGAUGCAAAGCAAAUAAGCCUAGGCACUGUAGGAGAAGCAACGGUUGUUGAAAAUGAUCAGUGCGGACAUAAGAAGGCAGACAAAAUGGUUAUAGUUUCUGCACAGGGGGAGAGUGUAAAUGACCCAAACAGUGUGCAGCAAGGGGGUUCUAAUGAAGUAGAGAAUUCAAAUAGUGAUGGGAAGCAAAAGAAGAAGAGAAGACGGCGCUCAGCGUCUUCAAAGGAUGAUCCUAGUCAAGAUAUGGCACAAAUAGGAGUAGCCACUAUAGGAGAAGCAGCAGUUGAUGAAAAUGAUCAGUGCGUACAUGAGAAGCCAGCCGAACUGGUUAUAGUUUCUGCCCAGGGAGAGAGUGUAAAUGACCCAAACAAUGUGCGACAAGAGGGUUCUAAUUCAGUAGAGAAUCCACUUGGUGAAGGGAAGCAAAAGAAGAAGAGAAGGCGGCGCUCGGAGUCUUCAAAGGAUGAUCCUACUCAAGAUAUGACAAAAUCAUCUGAAUUCGUUACAAAUGCAAGCUCAACAGAAAACACUAGUGCCCAUUCUCUAGAUGCAAAGCAAAAAAGACUAGGCACUAUAGGAGAAGCAACAGUUGAUGAAAAUGAUCAGGGUGAGAAGGCAGCUGAUGUUAUAGUUUCUACUCAGGGGGAGAGUGUAAAUGACCCAAACAGCGUGCAGCAAGGGGAUUCUAAUAUAAUAGCGGAUCCAAUUGUUGAUGGGAAGCGAAAGAAGAAGAGAAGACACCGCUUGGAGUCUUCAAAGGAUGAUCCUACUCAAGAUGUCACAAAAUCAUCUGGAUUCAUUACACUCGGAAGCUCAAUCCAAAACACAAGCGCUGAUCCCCUGAAUGCAAAGCAAACAGCACCAGACACUACAGGAGAAGCAACAGUUAGUGACCAGGGGAAGCUUGAUGAAACCCUGUGUGUAGCAACAGCAAAUGUGAUUAAUGAGGUAUUGGCAGAUUUAAGAUGCAGAGACAGCUUAGAGAAGGGUUUGAAUGGAGAUCUGUUAACGGAACAAACUAAAGGUGGUUUUAGCGCAUCAAAACCUCCGAAAUAUCCACCAACUAUUCAGUCUGAUGCUCCCAUCAGCUCACCUAGUCAUAAGUCUGAAAGAAAACAAUUGAAAGUAUUGUCAACUGUACUUGACUCGUCCCAUUCUUCUGCUGGUGUGCCUGAAGAAAAUGGUAACACAGGUUUAAGAGAAUCUGAUUCUUUGAGGUGUUUGGACAAAAUCAGUGAUCUUAAGGAUGAUUUGACUGAGACUAUGGUAGUGCCAGCUGAUGGCAGAAUCAAUUCCACCAAGCGCCAGGGAAAUCAGAUUUCCUUAAAGCAUGUUCCUACAGACAGUGGUAAAGCUAUUCAAUCAUUGGGUGAGCAAGUCAGACAGGUUGCUGCGGAGGACUUGAUAGGAGAAUAUGCUACCAAAGCAGAAUUGUUACAAGGGAGUUCUGUAAUUGAAACUCCUGCAAAUGCUGGCAAAAAAUUACAGCGCAAAAGCAAAAAAUCUUCGAAGACUCAGACUCCGAAAAUACAGGAAAUUAAUCAUUCCGCACAUGUACAAGACGAACAGUUCACUAAGGAUAGCCAAGAAAAAAAUGUAACUGACAUUGGUGGGACCCAUGACAAUGAGCAGAAAGUAGGAUCUCCAACAGGAUCACCUGUAAUUUAUAAAGAUGGCACACUUGUCACAUAUGACAAGCCUAAUGCUAGAAAGGGAAGGAAGAAAUCUUCCAAGACUGCACUUUCUAAUCAGGAUACUGAUUUUGACCAUGGUUCUGAUGCAGAUAUCAUCAACUUCAGGACUCAACUGGCAGCAGAUAUUCCUGCUGAUGCUGUCGAACCAAAUGAUUCUGUAGCAGUUCAUCCUGUUAAUGACAAAAUUAAUUUCAUUCACCAUUUUAGCCCCAGAGUGAUGGAUGUCCCGUCUGAUUCUGCAGAAAACAAUGAAGAUGGAACUAUAAGGGAAGUUAAGGAAAAAAAGAAAAGACAAGGAAAACUAGAUGUGCAGUCUCAGCGUGCUGGUAGUAUUGAGUCAAAUGGUCUGCUAAAAUAUCAUCUUCCUACAGAUAAAACUGGAUUAACUGAUCAUUUUGGUUCUGGCAAUGAGGGUGUGCCGUCUUUUUCAGCAGAAAACGUUAACAGAGAAGAUGAUAAUGUGAAGAAAGCCAAGGAGAAAAGGAACAGCAAAAGAAAAUCGGAUUUGAUCAAACCAGAGUCCCAAGGUCCUAAUGGUGAUCAUCAAAACAGUGAUAACUGUACAGAAAAUUUGCUGCAUUCUGUUGAAAAGAAGCCCCAGCAAAGCAUGUUUGAUGCUGGUAGUCAGACUAAUUUGCCUAUCGAUAAGGAUCAUGCAUGUGUGAGCGAAGAACCAAGGAACUCCACCUCUCAGAAAAAGCACCAUUCUAAGAGUAGAAAACAUGAGAUUAGUUUACCCAUCAAUGGAAGGACUGAUCUACAUCGUAAGGUGGUGAGUGACCUUGUGAAGAGCUUUUCCAUGAGCCCGCCAGCAUCAAGUCAAAGCACUGAUGACACACCACAAAAUGCUAACCGAUAUAGAGUAGCAGUUCGGAAAGUUCCUAUCAAAAUGUAUGAACAGGUCAGUGACAAAUCCAAAAAAGAUACUGGUGAGAGAGGCACUGAUGCAAUUUUCAGUGACACCAUAAGUGAAGGCUCAGAUGAUGUAUUGAACACCAUUAGCGAAAAAGCUGCAAUGGAGAACUCAUCAGAUGAUGCAUCCACAGCCGCUGACUCAGGUAUUUCAUCUGCAGACCGAGAUGGAAGUGAUGUACCUGAUGAUGAUGACAUUGUAUCUUUAUCACAGAAGAGUCUCAAAGAAGGGUUGCACAUUGGCUCUAUCCUCCGAGGCUCCACAAGCUAUAAGAAAACGAAACGGAAACAAGCAGAGCUGUUGGAUGACAGCGAGGUGCCUGACAGCCAACCACCAGAGUGUCUUUGAGGCUGAAGGAAUGCUCUGAUGCUUGGUCGACGCAAACUUCACGCAAGCCUAGUCUCUGCAUUUUGGAUUUGUAGCCGAACGAAUCUGGUUAUCAUGGUAAAAGUGAAGUGCACCUUUCCAGCUGUAUUAUUUGCCCAUCUGUGAGAGUUUUUGGUUGGUGACAAGCCCCCAGGAUUCAUGGACAGUCAUUCUUUGUACCCUUGCUAUUUUUGGUAUUUGGUUUUGUUUUGCUGCCUGAGGUAAAGUCAGUAACCAGUUACCACUUGGCACAUCUUCGGCAGUGAUCUAUGUUCACACUCUCCCUUGUUUCCUAAAUUUAAGAUGUUUACGUUUGGUUCCA